This is a messenger RNA of Bacidia gigantensis, 2133 nucleotides long. RefSeq names its product heat shock protein 90 (gene HSP90). Bases 1 to 2133 code for a protein of 710 amino acids. Lineage: Eukaryota; Fungi; Ascomycota; Lecanoromycetes; Lecanorales; Ramalinaceae. Gene Ontology annotation, cellular component: perinuclear region of cytoplasm; protein-containing complex; cytosol. Gene Ontology annotation, molecular function: ATP hydrolysis activity; ATP-dependent protein folding chaperone; ATP binding. The transcript has 2 exons. The record is from RefSeq and is a predicted model, not a curated record. Gene Ontology annotation, biological process: protein folding; protein stabilization; cellular response to heat.
AUGUCUGCGAAACCAGAACAGUUCGAGUUUCAGGCAGAAAUCAGCCAGUUGCUCUCCCUUCUAGUUAACACCAUCUACUCAAACAAGGAGAUCUUCCUCCGAGAACUCAUUUCCAACUCCUCAGACGCCCUAGAUAAAAUUCGCUAUGAAGCUCUCUCGGAUCCAUCGAAGCUCGAUUCGGGCAAAGACCUCCGUGUCGACAUCGUCCCAGACAAGGACAAUAAGACCUUGACAAUACGAGACACUGGUAUUGGCAUGACCAAAGCUGAUCUCGUCAACAAUCUCGGCACCAUCGCACGUUCGGGCACGAAGCAGUUUAUGGAAGCUCUUAGCGCAGGUGCCGACGUAUCUAUGAUUGGACAGUUUGGUGUUGGUUUCUACUCUGCAUAUCUCGUUGCCGACAAGGUGACUGUGGUCUCAAAACACAACGAUGACGAGCAGUACAUUUGGGAGUCAAGCGCCGGUGGUACUUUCACCCUAGCUCAAGAUGAGGAGGGUGAGCAGCUCGGCCGUGGCACCAAGAUCGUCCUACAUCUCAAGGAUGAGCAAACAGAUUACCUCAACGAGAGCAAGAUCAAGGAGGUAGUCAAGAAGCACUCUGAGUUCAUCUCCUACCCUAUCUACCUGCAUGUGCUCAAGGAGACCGAGAAGGAAGUUCCAGACGAGGACGCAGAAGAGGCCAAGGAGACGGAGGAAGAUGAAGAUCAGAAGGCCAAGAUCGAAGAAGUCGACGAUGAGGAUGAGGACAAGGAGAAGGAAAAGAAAGCUAAGACGAAAAAGGUCAAGGAGAGCAAGAUCGAGGAGGAAGAGCUCAACAAGACGAAACCUAUCUGGACUCGCAACCCGCAAGACAUCACGACCGAGGAAUAUGGCUCCUUCUACAAGUCCCUAUCUAACGACUGGGAAGACCAUCUGGCUGUCAAGCAUUUCUCUGUUGAGGGUCAACUUGAAUUUCGCGCAAUCCUAUUCGUCCCCAAGCGUGCGCCUUUCGACCUUUUUGAGACAAAGAAGACCAAAAAUAACAUCAAGCUCUAUGUUCGCCGUGUCUUCAUCACUGACGAUGCUACCGAUCUCAUCCCCGAAUGGCUAAGCUUCGUAAAGGGCGUCGUCGACUCCGAAGAUCUUCCACUGAAUCUGUCUCGUGAGACUCUUCAACAAAACAAAAUCAUGAAAGUCAUCAAGAAGAACAUUGUCAAGAAGACUCUCGAGCUCUUCACAGAAAUUGCUGAAGAUCGCGAACAAUUCGACAAGUUCUAUAGCGCCUUCAGCAAAAAUAUCAAAUUGGGCAUCCAUGAGGACUCCCAAAACCGAUCGACACUCGCGAAGCUUUUGCGAUUCAACUCAACCAAGUCGGCUGAUGAGACUACAUCUCUUACCGACUAUAUCACUCGUAUGCCCGAGCACCAGAAGCAAAUGUACUAUAUCACUGGUGAAUCACUUAAGGCCGUUCAGAAGUCCCCAUUCCUUGACUCGCUCAAGGAUAAGGGCUUCGAAGUCCUCUUCCUUGUUGACCCUAUCGACGAGUAUGCUUUCACUCAACUCAAAGAAUUUGAAGGCAAGAAACUUGUCGAUAUCACAAAGGACUUUGAGCUCGAGGAGACUGAGGACGAGAAGAAGGAACGCGAGGAAGAGGAGAAGGAGUACGAAGCCCUCGCCAAGGCCCUCAAGAACGUUCUUGGCGACAAGGUUGAGAAGGUCGUUGUAAGCCACAAACUCGUCGGUGCGCCUUGUGCUAUCCGAACCGGUCAGUUCGGCUGGUCAGCCAAUAUGGAGCGUAUCAUGAAGGCGCAAGCCCUCCGUGACACAUCAAUGUCUUCAUACAUGUCGUCGAAGAAGACCUUUGAAAUCUCGCCUAAAUCACCAAUCAUUAAAGAGCUGAAGAAAAAGGUUGAGGCGGAUGGCGAGAACGACCGCACUGUCAAGUCUAUCACUCAAUUGCUCUUUGAGACAUCUUUACUCGUCUCUGGAUUCACAAUCGACGAGCCUGCUGGCUUCGCUGAGCGUAUCCAUAAGCUCGUUUCCCUUGGUCUUAACGUUGACGAAGAGGCCGAGACCUCUGAGGAGAAGGCGGCGGAGGAAGCAACUCCAGCUGCCGAAGGUGCUGGCGAGAGCGCUAUGGAGGAGGUCGACUAA